Alosa alosa (allis shad) is the source of this 2274-nucleotide messenger RNA. It is a transcript of the gene micu3b, whose product is annotated as mitochondrial calcium uptake family, member 3b. The coding region runs from base 37 to 1329 and encodes 430 amino acids. The transcript has 13 exons. Gene Ontology annotation, biological process: mitochondrial calcium ion homeostasis; calcium import into the mitochondrion. Gene Ontology annotation, cellular component: uniplex complex. The record is from RefSeq and is a predicted model, not a curated record. NCBI's taxonomy places the organism in Eukaryota, Metazoa, Chordata, Actinopteri, Clupeiformes, Clupeidae. Gene Ontology annotation, molecular function: calcium ion binding.
AGAAUAAAUAACCGUCCUCCUGCUGUGCCUUCUGUGAUGGCUGCGGCUUUGCGUAGACUCAGUGCUAUACUAAAGAACUGUGCAACUAAUGUCUCCAACGCGUCUCAACGCUGUAAAAAGACUGAAACAGGUGUAAUUGAAACAGGAGUAUGCUUUGUUCUUGGGGGCGCUGUAGCUUACUACUGUUAUGACCGUGUUGGACAGGGAAGGAAACUUGGUAGUGGCCAGGCUUUCGCUCCCUUGGUGCAGACAGUAACUGCCAAAGAAAAGACCAGGAGAGUGGUUGAGGAUGAGGAGGAGCACCUAUCAGUGCAUGAGGAGCGUUUCCGCCUGUUCAGCACAGUGGAGUGUGAGGGCCAGCUCUACAUGACCCCACUCAACUUCCUGGAGGCGGUCACUAUCAGCCUACCCAAGAACAAGAAGUUUUGUAAAUCCAUUUCACGAGAGGAUUUGGAAAAGAUGCUGUCAAGCACACCGCCUGUUGGAAAGGGAUCCCCCAAACUGUUCAGAGACAUUCAUGAUAAAGGCGUUAUCACUUACACAGAGUAUCUCUUCCUACUUUGCAUUUUAACAAAACCUCGCAAUGGCUUCAAACUAGCCUUUAAAAUGUUUGAUGCCGAUGGAAAUGAAAUUGUGGAUAAAAAAGAGUUUUUGGUGCUUGAGGAUAUUUUCCAUAAGAAAGCUGACAGAAAGGCGAGAAGAGAGGAAUCGGACACGGUGGCACAGCUGCCUGUGAAAUCAAAAAUGACCAACACAACCCUGCUCGUGCAUUUCUUUGGAGAGGACGGAAAAGGAACGCUAAACUUUGACGAUUUCUACAGUUUCAUGGACAACCUGCAGGCAGAGGUGCUUGAGAUUGAGUUCCUCAGCUACUCGAAGGGCUUGCCCACCAUCAGUGUGGAGGAUUUCGCCCAGGUCCUUCUGCGCUACACCACCGUGGACAACAUCAGCAGCUACCUGGAGAAUGUGCAGCAGAAUUUCCCUGAUGACAAGGGGAUCACCUUUGAAGAGUUCAGAACCUUCUUUCAAUUUCUCAUCAAUUUGGAGGAUUUUGCAAUUGCCAUGCAGAUGUAUAAUUUUGUCAAUCGUCCAGUGGGGCAAGAUGAGUUCUCCAGAGCUGUCUACGUGGCUACAGGCUUAAAGCUCAGCAAACACCUAGUGAACACUGUAUUCAAAAUCUUUGAUGUCGACCACGAUGAACAGCUGAGCUACAAGGAGUUCAUUGGCAUCAUGAAGGGCCGACGGCAGAGAGGCUCUUGGGCCAACAGAGGUGAUGGCCAUUUCAUAUCAUUCAAGUCCUGUAUGAGAAAGCAGCUCUCCAGCAAAUAGUUGGAAAGUGUCCAGUGUCUUGGACCUCCUGCAUCCAGAUUCUGUCUCCCUGCCUUGAGGAAGAGUUAAGAGAGGAUCUGAUGUUGAAGACAGUAAAGCGCAUCUUGCAGUGGUCUUAACUGUGUCAUGUUACUGUUUCUGUCAGGCGUAUCAGCUGGAACUGACAGAAUGGGGCUUUCUUUGAAAUUAAGGGAUAAACAGUGGAAUAGGUAACAUAAUUUCUAUCCAAUAUAUUCAAUAUGGUUGAUGGUUCUAAUGUCUAACUUAUAGGAGUAAUCGCUUGAAUGUGUUUUAUUUGAAAAAGGGCCUUCCAUACAGUUUGCUUAUUUUGCAUUUUUCUAUCAGGGGGGCAGGUUAACUCUUUAAGUUGUUGUUAGUUUGAAAUCAUUAAAACGAUCAAAAAGGUUUUUUUUAUUUAUUUAUUUGACUGAAGAAUAUUGCAAGAAGGUUCUGCUAUACAGUUUGAUAUGACUGUAGUAUUACCAUUAUAUAUUUAUUCUAUUUUAAUGUUAUUUUCUCAUAAUGAUGUCUUACUUCAGCAUAAUAAAGUCAGUCUCUGAGUCAUCUGAAACUGCUGGUCUGUCUGUGUAGUUGUUAAGACUGAUUCCCUUCAAAUUCUAAGCCACUUAAUCUGCCUAUACAGUGAGCACAUUGCUAACAUACUUUCUCCAAGCCUGUCUGCAGUCCACAACACAGAUCAACUCAGAGAGAAUAGGCCUAGUGGGGCAACAAUUUCUUGUAUUGUUGUCUUUAUUUAUAUUUUUUAUUAAGAACAGUUUUACUUGCAAAAAUCUAGAGUCUUAAACAGGGCUAGGGACCCUUCAUUGUUGAGUAGGCUGUACAAUAGUGGUUCUGCAUUGCUCCAUGCUCAUGUUGGAAAAUGGAAUAAUACUGACCCUGUUUUGAACAUGUGAUGGUUCAUGGUAAUAAAACAAAUGCAUUAUU